Ictalurus punctatus (channel catfish) is the source of this 4096-nucleotide messenger RNA. It is a transcript of the gene bnip1b, whose product is annotated as BCL2 interacting protein 1b. The record is from RefSeq and is a predicted model, not a curated record. The transcript is spliced from 6 exons. Gene Ontology annotation, molecular function: SNAP receptor activity. Lineage: Eukaryota; Metazoa; Chordata; Actinopteri; Siluriformes; Ictaluridae. The coding region runs from base 2124 to 2927 and encodes 267 amino acids. Gene Ontology annotation, cellular component: SNARE complex; endoplasmic reticulum. Gene Ontology annotation, biological process: retrograde vesicle-mediated transport, Golgi to endoplasmic reticulum.
UGCCUAAUGUGUAAUUGGCAAAGAAAUUAAUCUCUAUCUGAAAAUGGAGGUUUCAACAAGACCACCAAACAUACAGCCAAAAUAACCUCAUAUGGCCUAGCUGAUCUCCUGACCUGAAUCCCUAUGAAAAUGUACGCAGGAUUUUGAAAUUCUAAGUCCCAGAGAAGGAACCUCGUAACCUCGUUUAAAUGUUUGUUUAUUUAUUUAUUUUAUUGAAGCAAGAAAACAAAGGUUAUUCAACAUCCAUCAUCAAUGUGAAAAACUAAUUGCCCCCUUAAAAUUAAAAUCUGGUUGUGCCGACUUUAGCAGCAAUAACUGCAACCGAACGCUUCCAAUAACGGAAGAUCAGACUUUCACUUACUUCUAGGACUAGGAUUUACUCCUAUGUUUUGGAUCGUUGUCUUGCUGCAUAAUCCAGUCACGCUUGAGUUUCAACUUAUGGAUCGUAGCUAUGAGGUUCUUUUUGUGAAAUUCGGUGUUUGGUUCACACCAGAUGUAACGGGACCACUGUCUUCCAAAUAGUUCCAUGUUCGACUCCUCAAUCCACAGAACAUUCCCCCAAAAGGUUUGAAUAUCAUCAGGGUUUGUUUUGACAAAAUUCAGAUGAGUCUUAAUGUUCUUCUGGGUUAGCAGUGGUUUUCACCUCACCAUUCUUCCAUUGGAUGCCAUUUGUCCCCAGUGUCUUUCUGAUAGUGGAGUCAUGAACAGUGACCUUUAUUGAUACAAGAGAGGCCUGUAGGUCCUUUGAUGUUGUCCUUGACUCUUUUGUGACAUUUGUGUUCUGCCAGUUCUGGGAAGGUUCACUGCUUUGCCGAGUUUUUCCAUUUGGAGAUAACGGCUGUCACUGUGGUUCUUUGGAGUCCCAGAGUCUUUGAAAUAGCUUUGUAACCCUUCCCAGACUGAUGUAUUUCAAUCACCUUCUUCCUCAUUAUUUCUGGAAUUUCUUUCAAUUUUGGCAUAGUGUGUUACUGGGUAAGACCUUUUAACCGACUUUGUGCUGUUGAAAAAGUUGUAUGUAAGUGUUGAUGUGAUUGAACAGGGUUUGCAGUAAUCAGGCCUGGUUGUGUCUAGUCCAGCUGAACUCCCAUUAUGAAUGCAGUUUCAUAGAUUUGGGGAAUUAGUAACUAUGGGGGCAAAUACAUUUUCGCACAGGCCCAGUUGGUAUUGGAUACCUUUUUUGCUUCAAUAAAUAACAUUAUCGUUUAAAAACUGUAUUUUUUUGUUAAAAACUGGAUAGGCUCCCGGCUCCCUGCAACCCUGUGUAGAAUAAGUGUAGGGUAAGUGUAGGAUGGAGGGAAUGUUCUGCCAAUCAAAAGAUUUGGACACACUACAUUGAAUAUAUUUUUUACUGUAUGAGACAUUUUGAGAAAAAAUGGUUUAUAGUUGAAAUAAGACAAAUGUACACUCACCAUCCACUUUAUUAGGAACACCUGUACACCCGCUCAUUAAUCCAAUCAGCCAAUCAUACAGAUACAAGUCAAGUUGGGGAAAAGCGUGAUUUUAACCGUGGCAUGGUUGUUGCUGCCAGAUGGGCUGGUUUGAGUAUUUCAUAAACGGCUUUGAUUUUCACACGUAAGAGUCUCUAGACAAUGGCGCAAAAAACAAAAACCAUUGCGGGACCGACAGUUCUGUGGGUGGAAACGCCUUGUUGAUCAGGAAAAUCGCCAGAUUGGUUUGAGCUGCCAGGAAGUCUAUAGUAACUCAAAUGAUCACUUUUACAACCGUGGUGAGCAGAAAAGCAUCUCAACAUGCACAAAACUUCAAACAUUGAACUGGAUAGUCUACAAGAGCAAAAGACCACAUCGGCUUCCGCUCCUGUCAGCCAAGAACAAAAAUCAUGGGCACAGACUUAUCAAAACUGAGCAGUUGAAGAUUAGGGAAGAAUAUAUAUACACCUGGUUUAUUUACAGUCUUCAACUGUCCAGUUUUGGUGUACUGCCCCCAUGGUGUAAUGAAAAGUGAAGUGAAUUUCCAUGUAGAAAUUUAUUUCAGAGCAACGUAUUUAUAAGACGUUUUUCUUCACUUUACUUGAAAGGUUAUUACUAUAAAAUAGUAGAAAGUACUAAAAAAAACACCAAAGUUUUGAAUUUGUUUAGAGGAGCUCUCCUUUCAGCUAAAAAGAAAUGCGUUGUCGUUUUGUUUGGACAUUUUCGCUCUACGUACCACAACAAAGAUGGCGUCAAAAAAAAGCGUUUUCGUUUUGUUUGGACCUUUUCGCUCUACGUACCACAACAAAGAUGGCGUCGUCUUCUGACGUCUCUUUUCGAAUAUGUGUGCAAGAAAUCAUCAAAUAUGAUUUAGAGAUUAAAGCUCUCAUUCAGGAUAUACGAGAAUGUCGCGGUCCACACAGCGUGUUAAUGGAGCUGAACGCUGCAGUGAAGGAAAAAUCCAAGCACUUAACUCAACGAAUAAAGGAUAUGGAACAAAUGGCUAAAGAACAAGAUAAAGAGACCGAUAAGAACAGUAUUAUGGCUGAAACAGAGGGUCAUCACAAACAAAUGUUAAGUAACCAGACAGCAUGGAGGAAAGCCAACUUGGCCUGCAAGCUGGCCAUCGAUAACCUGGAAAAAGACGAGCUAGUACACGGCGGGGACUCGUCAUUAAGGCACAGGAAGGCCACCAAGGAGAACUUGACAGAGACAGCCAGUGGCAUCACCGAGAGUUUGAUGAGCAUCAGCCGAUUGAUGGCCCAACAGGUGAAGCAAAGUGAGGAGACCAUUGGCACUCUGGCCACAUCGUCGAGGUCAGUACUGGAAACGAGCGAAGGGUUUAAAGCCAUGACGUCCACGAUCCACUUGGGACGGAAACUCCUCCUGAAAUACAACCGGCGUGAACUCACAGACAAACUCCUCAUCUUUCUCGCACUUGCUCUGUUUUGUGCCACCGUACUCUACAUCCUGAAAAAGAGGCUCUACUCGUUCAUUUAGGAUGAGGGGGGAGGGGGGGGGGAUCAAGUGUCUAUUUUACUAUAUGCAAAUACUUGAAUUGUUGGCACUGGUCUGGUGAUGGAGGUAGUGUGGUAUAUUACAUAUAUUACAUAUAUAUAUAUAUAUAUAUAUAUAUAUAUAUAUAUAUAUAUAUAUAUAUAUAUAUAUAUAUAUAUAUAUAUAUAUAUAUAUAUAUAUAGUGCCUGCAGCUGUGAAAGUGCAUUACAGCUGCACAAAAGGCAGCUUGGGUUUAACAUGCAGUUUGCAUCUCACGAAUGAUAAUUUGGUACUCUGUCGGGCUGUUUGUAUUGACUUUAUGCAAGCGAAAGAGUAUGAGCACAUGGCAACAGUUGUAACAUUUUUAAAAAUGGGAAUUUCAAGGGCGUUUAUGAAGUAAUGGCAUUGUAUAUAGCGCUUUCUUUAGAAAUAUAUUUAUUCUUGGCCCAAGUAUGUUUAGUUGGAGGCAUCUUGAUUAAAACCCCGAAGCUUUCUUUUACCAUACCUUUACACCAGUGCGCAGAAGUGCCUUCUCUCGCUCUAUUUGAAAGUGUAAAAGCGUUUUAUUUGCUCUUGCGAGGUCUUUACGGCCUUUAGAAAGCCGUAUUUUUAAGCCAUUUUGAAACUGUUUCUAGUUUUGUGUGUUGGUUUUUUUUUUUUUUUUUUUUUUUUAAACAGAGUUGAUUGUGUCUACAUUUUUGAAAGGAAGUAUUGGGAAGAAACAUACUUGAGGUGUAGGUACACUGCGUUAUGCCUGUUUUGUUUUCUUAGUUGUUCUGAUAGUAAUUUAUUAAUUAAUGAGGUGCUAUUAGUAUCUCAUGAUGUUCUUCAGAGGUCAGACCACUUGAUGGUGCUGUAGAGUUUUUUCCAUUUAAUACAUACAAUUACUUUGUCAAGUAGAUAUCAUUUUUUUUUUCCUUUCUCUGAACAUGAGAAAAUAGUGGAACAUGGGUUUCCAACCCUAGUCUUCGGGUACCACCUGUCCUGUACAUUUGAGUGUUUUUCCCACUCUAACACACACACACACAUUUCACUCACUCUGUGAAAUUCAGUGUCCUGUAUUCAGGUAUAGUUUGUUGCAGAUGACUCCACUGUGAAAGUUACCUUGUUUUACAUCUUUAAUUCAAAUCCGUUGACCUCAUGACUGUUUAAUAAAUACGAACUGUUUUUAA